GAUAUCUGAGCUCACUGUGAGCAAAACCCCGAAGUGAAAAUUCUAAGGCUCUGCGAAGUAAAUUAUCCUUCUGUGAAUGUGACCCAAGCUCUCUGCAGUUCCAUAUGCUGAGGUUAUUCUUACUUAUCAGUUUGACGUGCUUGGUGAGAUCAGACGCAGCUGAAACAUGCCCUUCAUUCACCAGACUGAGCUUUCACAGUGCGGUGGUGGGUACUGGGCUGCAGGUGAGGCUGAUGCUCUAUACGAAGAGAAACCAGACCUGCGCACAAAUCAUCAACUCAACAGCUUUGGGGAACUUGAAUGUGACCAAGAAAACCACCUUCAUUAUUCAUGGAUUCCGGCCAACAGGUUCCGCUCCAGUUUGGAUGGGAGACUUAGUAGAGGCUUUGCUCUCUGCAGAACACAUGAACGUGGUUGUUGUUGAUUGGAAUCGAGGAGCUACCACUGUCAUAUACACCCACGCCGCUAAUAAGACCAAAAAAGUAGCCAUCAUCUUGAAGGAAUUUAUCGACCAGAUGUUGGCAGAAGGAGCUUCUCUUGACAACAUUUAUAUGAUUGGAGUAAGUCUAGGAGCCCACAUAUCUGGAUUUGUUGGAGAAAUGUAUGAUGGGCAGUUGGGGAGAAUUACAGGUCUCGAUCCUGCGGGCCCUUUAUUCAACGGGAGGCCCCCCCAGGACAGAUUAGAUCCCAGCGAUGCGCAGUUCGUUGAUGUCAUCCACUCCGACACUGAUGCACUGGGCUACAAGGAACCGCUAGGAAACAUAGACUUCUAUCCAAAUGGAGGAUUGGAUCAACCUGGUUGCCCCCAAACGAUAUUUGGAGGAAUAAAGUAUUUCAAGUGUGACCACCAGAGGUCCGUGUACCUGUACCUGGCUUCCCUGAGAGAGGACUGUGAGAUCACCGCCUAUCCCUGUGACUCCUACAGGGACUACAGGAACGGCAAGUGCACCAGCUGCGGCACACCAGAGCAGUCCUGUCCUGUCCUGGGCUAUUAUGCUGACAAUUGGAAAGACUACUUAAAGCAGAAAGAUCCUCCGAUGACUAAGGCGUUCUUUGACACAGCUGAGAAGGAGCCAUUCUGCAUGUAUCAUUACUUUGUGGACAUUAUAUCUUGGAACAAGAACAUCAGAAGAGGGUCUAUUACAAUCAAAUUGAGAGACAGAGAUGGAAAUACCACAGAAUCUAAAAUCGAUCAUGAACCAGCCACAUUUCAGAAAUAUCAUCAAGUGAGCCUGCUUGCAAGAUUUAAUCAAGAUCUGGACAAAGUAGCAACAAUUUCCUUGGUGUUCUCUACAGGAUCUGUAGUAGGUCCUAAGUACAAGCUCAGGAUCCUCCGAAUUAGGUUGAGGUCCCUUGUCCAUCCAGAGAGGCCCCAGUUAUGUCGGUAUGAUCUUGUCCUGAUGGAAAAUGUCCAGACAGUCUUCAAACCUAUUCUCUGCCCCAAGUUGCAAAUGUAACUGCUGCUGCUGGGGACAGGUGGGCAGCAACGAUGUCAGGAAAGCUGCAUCUACGGCCUCUUUUAAAGCUUCACCUGAGCUUUUCCUCAAAGCUCAAAAAGCAUGAAAAAAACCAAGGUUAUUUUCAGCAGCGUCCUACAGAUGUCACAUUGCAGAACGUCAAACGACCUUGUGAUUAUAAAACGAUCCUGGGAAGGGUGGCCCUAACUAGGGCAAGUCAGAAAUAGCCAGCCUUCUGACAGCCCAGUGCUUUGUCUGGCUGCAUCCUGGGGCCUGUUUGUUCCGACCUGUCGAUUCUGCUGCCCAUCACACAGGCUCUUUGUUCCUCAGGGCUUCGGGUACUCAUCUUAAGGCUAGGUGGGGGGCUGGAGACCUCACUCUGGACUUUCUGUUCCCUGUGCCGAAUUCUGCACAGAACCCAUCACGCAGAAGGGAACAAAACUGACCUACCUCUCAGGGCUGCCGUGUGGGUAUGGAAGACAAGUCUAUGAAGGGUUCUUUGAAAUCCUCUGGGUACCACAUCUGUGAAGGUGUCAUGAAUGUGAAUAUGUUGUUAUUUAUUUUAACGUGGCUUAGCUCGUAUCCUUUGAUCAUAUCCUUUGAUAGGGGUGGCCCCUCCUUAUCAAUACAGCUUCUCUCUGGGGCAGCAAGAAAGCCACAUACCCCUGUCCCACCCCCUCUGAAGUGAUGCUGGUGCAAAGGAGGUAGAGAUGGGCUGGUAGCCUGAGGGCAGUGCUGGGACUAGGGAGGAAGCAGCAGCCUCACACCCCUGGGACAGGGGACCAGCAGGGGAGGAAAGGGCUUGUUUUUCACCUAAGAUGGAGAAGGAUCAUUUUAUAGGCAACCCUUCUCUUUUUUUAUAUAUUUAUUUUUUUAGUUAUAGGUGGAUACAAUAUCUUUAUUUUAUUUUUAUGUGGCGCUGAGGAUCAAACCCAGUGCUUCACAUGUGCUAGGCGAGCGCUCUACCUCUGAGCCCCAGCCCCAGCCUGGCUACCCUUCUUUUCCUGUUUAGGUUGUUUGUAUGUUUGUUUUGGCAGUGCUGGGGGCCAUCCCAGAGCUGCACCACGGAACUACACUCCACCCCAGGCAACCCUCUUUCCUUCCUUCCUUCCUUCCUUCCUUCCUUC
Molecule: messenger RNA, 2584 nt
Organism: Ictidomys tridecemlineatus (thirteen-lined ground squirrel)
Lineage: Eukaryota; Metazoa; Chordata; Mammalia; Rodentia; Sciuridae
Gene: Liph
Product: lipase H
Biological process (GO): lipid catabolic process
Molecular function (GO): glycerophospholipase activity
Source: RefSeq, a predicted model, not a curated record